AUGCUAUCCAGAGACACAGUCUUUGGAAUUGUUUUCCUCUACCAGAGUAUCUUUGGAUUCCUAGGAAACGCAACUGUGUUUCUGGUGUAUAUGAACAGUUUCAUAACUCAGCCCCAGCAGAAGAAGCCCACAGACCUGAUCCUUACCCACCUGACCGUGGCCAACACAGUGACCCUUCUUACCCGUGGGGUCCCAGAGAUUAUGGUGGCCUUUGGGAUGAGGAAUAUUUUCAAUGAUGUUGGGUGUCAGAGUGUCAUGUACAUUAACAGAGUGUCUCGUGGCCUUUCCAUCUGCACCACCUGUCUUCUGAGUGUGUUCCAAGCUGUCACCAUCAGUCCCAGCACCUCCCAGUUGGCCAGGUUCAAACCCAGGGCCUCCAAAUACAUCCUACCUUCCUUCUUCUUCUUCUGGAUCCUCAACAUGUUAAUCUACAUCAGAGUGAUUACCUCCAUUCAAGCUAUCAGAAAUGUCACCAUCGUGGGGUGGGGAUAUGCUUUGAAAUACUGUUCCACUCUCCCUGAUGGGGAUUUCAUCACUUCGAUUACCUUUCUAAGUGCCAUGACUAUCCGAGAUCUCUUCUUUGUAUUCCUCAUGAGCUGGUCAAGUGGCUACAUGGUGAAUGUACUCUAUCAACACCGCAAACAAGUCCAGCAUAUCCACAGCACCUGUCUCACCCCCAGGUCCUCUGUAGAGACCAGAGCCACCCAGACCAUCCUGGUCCUGGUCAGUUGCUUUGCUUGCUUUUACUGGAUCAACAGCAUUAUAACAGUCUAUUUGACCAAUGUAGUUGAUAAAGAUCUUCAGCUCGAGAGCACAACAGCUUUUCUCUCUGCCUGUUACCCAACCCUCUGUCCCCUGGUCCUGGUCAGCAGCGAUCCCCGGGUCAGGAGGAACUGCUGUGCCCUGGGGAAGGGGAGACAUCCCUCUCACACCAUCAGGGCCUUGACCAAUCAAGUCAUUCCUAAGCACUAA
Messenger RNA from Ornithorhynchus anatinus (platypus), 972 nucleotides. RefSeq names its product vomeronasal 1 receptor ornAnaV1R3250. Lineage: Eukaryota; Metazoa; Chordata; Mammalia; Monotremata; Ornithorhynchidae. The record is from RefSeq and is marked inferred. Gene Ontology annotation, cellular component: membrane. Gene Ontology annotation, biological process: G protein-coupled receptor signaling pathway. Gene Ontology annotation, molecular function: pheromone receptor activity. The coding region runs from base 1 to 972 and encodes 323 amino acids. The transcript has a single exon.